AUGCCCCUUCCCAGAACCUGUAGCGGGCCUCGCCCACCCGUCAAGCUGCCCGCCCGUCCUGGGAAGCUAGUGGGCCUGCCGCCCGUCCCGGGACGCCUUGGCGGGCCUCACCUGCCACUCUUGGGACCUGUAGCGGGCCUCGCCCGUCAAGGCCUGCACACCCAUCCCGGGACGCCUAGUGGGCCGCCCGCCGUCUCGGGGACGCCUGGCGGGCGCCCGCCCGUCCCGGUACGCCUUGCGGGCCUCGCCCGCCCGUCCCGGGGACGCCUGGCGGGCCUCAACCUGCCACUUUUGGGACCUGAGCGGGCCUCGCCCACCGUCAAGGCUGCACAACCCAUCCCGGGACGCCUGGGGGCCUCGCCCGCCUGUCCCGGGACCGCCUGGCGGGCCUCCCCGGCCCCCGUCCCGGUCGCCUGCGGGCCUGCCCGCCCCGUCCCGGGACGCCUGGCGGGCCUCCCCGUCCGUCCCGGGAUGCCUGGCGGGCCUCUGCGCCCGUCCCCGGGAGGGCCUGGCGGUCCUCUGCCCGCCCGUCCCCGGGAGGCCUGGCCGGGCCUCUGCCCGCACGUCCCGGAGGACGGCCUGGCGGGCCUCUGCCCUUCCCGGGACGCCUGGCGGGCCUCACCCAACCCGUCCCGGACACCUGGUGGGCACAUGGCCCUUCCCGGAAACCCGAGCGGGCCUCGGCCCAAACCCCGGGCCUGCCCACCCCGUCAAGCCUGCCCACCCAUCCCUGGGACGCCGGGGGCCUCUCCCGCCCGUCCCCGGGGCACGCCUGGUGCCUCGCCGCCCGUCCCAGGGACGCCUGGGGGCCUCUGCCCGCCCGUCCCCCGGGACGCCUGGGGGCUCUGCCGUUCCCGGGACGCUGGUCUGCCCGCCGUCCCCGGGACGCUUGGGGGAACGGCCCGCCCGUCCCCGGGACGCUGGCGGGGCUCUGCCCGCCCGUCCCCGAGACGCCUGGCGGGGGGCUCUGCCCGGCCCGUUCCCGUAACGCCGGCCUGCCCGCCCGUCCCCACGCCUGGGGGCCACUGCCCGCCCGCCCCGGGACGUGGCGGCCGCUGCCGCCAGUCCCCGGGACGCCCUGGCGGGCCGCUGCCCGCCAGUCCCCGGGACGCCUGGCGGGCCGGCCCUCCCGUUCCCGGGACGCCUGGCGGGCCUUGCCGCCCGUACCCGGGACUCCUGGGGGCCGCUGCCCGCCCCGUCCCCCGGGGGGACGCCUGGCGGGCCGCUGCCCGCCAGUCCCCGGGACGCCUGCGGGCCGUGCCCUCCCGUCCCCCGGGACGCCUGGCGGGCGCUGCCCGCCCCGGCCCCGGGGACGCCUGGCGGGCCUCUGCCGCCCGUACCGGGACCCUGGCGGGCCACUGCCCGCCCGUCCCCGGGACGCCUGGCGGGCCUCCCGCCCGUCCCGGGACGCCUGGGGGCCUCUGCCCGCCCCGCCCCGGGACGCCCGGCGGGCCGCUGCCCGCCGUCCCCGGGAGCCUGGCGGGGCCGCUGCCCGCCCGUUCCCCGGGGACGUCGGGGGGCGGCGCCCGUCCCCGGGACGCCUGGCGGGGCCUGCCCGCCCGUGGGGACGCCUGGUGGGCCGCUCCGCCAGUCCCCGGGACGUCUGCCCGCCCCUCCCCUGGCGGGGCCGCCCGCCGGGAGCCCGGGGGCCACUGCCCGCCCGUCCCCGGGACGCUGGCGGGCCACUGCCCGCCCGUCCCCGGGAAGCCUGGCGGGCCUCUGCCCGCCCGUUGCCGGGAAGCCUGGCGGGCCUGCUGCCCACACCCGGCCCCGGGAAGCCUGGCGGGCCUUCUGCCCUCCCGUCCCCGGGAACGCGGGCGGUGGCCGGGCCGCCCUGCCGCCCGUCCCCGGGCACGCCGCUUAGCCUGGAAGCCGCUGCCUGCCCGUCCCCGGGACGACUGGCGGGCCGCUGCCCGCCCGUUACCCCGGGACGCCUGGCUGGGCCGCUGCCCGCCCGUCCCCGGGACGCCUGGCGGGCCGCUGCCGCCCGCCCCCGACCCCGACGCCUGGCGGGCGCGCCGCCCGCCCCGGGACGCCUAG
This is a messenger RNA of Macrobrachium nipponense, 2040 nucleotides long. RefSeq names its product basic proline-rich protein-like. Bases 1 to 2040 code for a protein of 679 amino acids. NCBI's taxonomy places the organism in Eukaryota, Metazoa, Arthropoda, Malacostraca, Decapoda, Palaemonidae. The record is from RefSeq and is a predicted model, not a curated record. The transcript is spliced from 2 exons.